GUCGAGAAUUACAGAUCGAGAGGAAGUACCACACUACAUAACAGAAUAUGUGACUGAUGCGAUGUGAGAGGGACUGUGAAAGAACAAGGAAGACUUCAGCAAAGGUAGUAGAAGACUGCAUUUACUGAGUGCUUUAACUUCGUUUAGUUUAUGUGCCAACGUUUUAUGCAUUUGUUUUAAUCAAUUUCUAUUAUUUUAAAGCUUUUAUUUGCUUAUCAGAAACUUAAACUUGAUUAUAUAUUGUGGAGACUAAUAACGUUAUGUUGAAUUUACUUUAAGAAAUUCCUUUUUUUUUUUAUCCAAUAAAUAGAUGUGUCUCUGCCAGGACAUUGUGAGUUGACUUUUACUUAGAAAGCCUUUCCCCAAUCCACUACUUGGGUUAAAUAACUCAGAGAAUGGCCCGUAAUAACCAGCACUGUAGCAGAAAAGCUCUUGUUAUGUUUCAAUAUCACCCUCUGUUAUACACAAAUGCAUUCACCAUGGUUUACUAUGCUGCGGUGAUAAAACCCUCAGAUGGGUGAUUGAUUUCCCUGCGUUCGAUUUAUUAUUCUUAUUGAUUUAAAGUUGAAUCUAUGAAAUCAGAUAUGAAGUCAGAUAUGAAAUCAGAGCUGCACUGAACCUGGUGUUAUUACUCCAUUUAUGGACAACCACUAUUGUUGACCAGGUGUGUAAGAGAGAGCCUGUGUGUACAUGAUGCAGAAUGGUACCCAUGAUCAGUGUUGGUAUUUUUGUUGUUGUUGUUGUUGUCAUUAACAGAUUAUCCAGAGCAAUUAGGGUUAAGUGCCUUGCUCAAUGGCACAUCCACAGAUUUUUUAUCUAGUCGGCUCGGGGAUUCGAACCAGCAACUGGCCCAACGCUCUUAACCACUAGGCUACCUGCUGCCCUAUAGGAAAGUAAAAUGCUCUAUUUGUGCCAAUGCUGCUGACUCCUACCAUUAUGGUCUAAUCACGAGAUAAAGUUAGACUACACAGCAACAAAUUAAUACAUAUUCCUUCAUUAAUUUUCUCCGUUGCAUCAGUUGCGGAAGCACCCGGUAACCAGCUCAAACCAGACUUAUACAGUAGUUUUAGUGUGGCAAUUUCUGUUCUAUUUCAAUGGACUGACUCAUAAAAAAAAUGUUUUACUCAUGACUCCACUUACAAAAGCUAUUGGUUGCAAAAUUUCAAAAAUGUCAUUCCUUCUCUAGGUCAAAUGGAGCAGGCCUUUCUUUUGGUUUUACACGUAGUCUUAUGGCCAGCUCUUGCAGGUAUGUUAUUGAUUUUUGAAAGAACAUUCACGAUAAUACAAUAGACUCAAAGCCACAUUCAUAUUUUUUAUCCAUUGUUUAGAGCACACUUUAGCCUGGUUAUUUAAACUUCUGACUGACUGUAAUUACAAUUUGGAUAUCUGAUUUUAAUACGGAUGAUAUUGCCAAUGUUGCUAAUGUAUCUCUGAUCUCUCUCCUCUUACUCCCCUCUCUCUCUCUCUCUCUCUCUCUCUCUCUACACAGCCAUGUUCACAGUGGAGGUGGACAGUCUCUCACAUGUGGCAGAGUUCCACGGUGAUGUCACCAUGGGCUGCAGGUUCCGACCUGGGGGCCGGGACCCGAACCUGUCAGUGAUAUGGCAACGGGUCUGGCCUCUUCCAGUUGUAGACGUGUACAAGCUGGAGAACGGACGGGAGGACCUUACUUCUCAGGAUCUCCAGUACCACGGCAGGGCAUGGUUGGUGUCGGAGGAGCUGACCAACGGCUGGGCCAAGCUACAUGUGUCCAGGCUGAGGAUCAACGACUCUGGGAUUUACCAAUGUCUUGUGGAAAUGGGGGGAGCUGACUACAAACAGACCACUUUGACUGUCAGAGGUGAGUUAAAGCUCUGUCAUUGCAUUACUGUAGUUGUUAUAAACAGUCAAUCAAUAUUAGGUAAUGAACUUGUCAGAAAAAAUGUGGUAACAUUUUACUUUAAGUUUCUCUUAUACGACACUGUAAUUACACUGUAUUAACAUGUUGUUACAUAUGUACUUUAACCACAUUAUAAUUACUGCAUUGUAUGCACUCACUAACUGUAAGUUGCUCUGGAUAAGAGCGUCUGCUAAAUGACUAAAAUGUAAAUGUAAUAGAGUUUAAAGUUUUUACUUUCAUGUGUCCUUUAGCUACCUAUAAGAGUAUCAUUAAAAGCAUGAAGAGACGUGGGGGAGAUGAGGUGGAGCUGGCCUGUGAGUCUGAGGGCUAUCCUCUUGCCACUAUCAACUGGAGAGACAGGAGUCUCAGGAACAUCAAAUCCAACGACAUUGCUGUUGAAACUCCAGACCAGCUUUUCCAUGUCACCAGCAAGAUAACGGUCAAAUACUCUGAGAAAAACAACUAUACAUGUGCCUUUGUGGAGAAAGGUGAAGUUCCAAAGGGUCCAUCAGCCAGGUUUGACAUCCCAGGUAUGAAGUGGGUGAAUUUCCCUGUUUGUUUACACCAUUUGAAGGGCAUCUACAUAAGGGCUUCAUAACACAUUCAUAACUCAUACAUAACACAUUUAUAAGAAAUACUGAUACCCUACAAAUGAGACUGUGUGACAUUAUAACACAAGGUCUAUUUAAUCUCUGAAUGGAAAGUGUGGGUUGGAGUGCGUAGAUGUGUUGUUGAUAAAAGGUGCUUUAAAACGGGUGCUUUCCUCAAUGAGCAUGGUGCUAAAGCGUAGGUGCCGGGGUGAUGUUUUCCCUUCCAUUCAAUGAAUCACAUUGUAGGAGUCAUAAUUCAAUGUGGAAAAAACAUGUAGGAGUCAUAAUUCAAUGUGAAAAAAACAUGGCCUUUGAACAUGGCCCACUCCUGAGUGGCGCAGUGGUCUAAGGCACUGCAUCGCAGUGCUAACUGUGCCACUAGAGAUCCUGGUUCGAAUCCAGGCUCUGUCGCAGCCGGCCGCGACCGGGAGACUCAUGGGCGGCGCACAAUUGGCCCAGCGUCGUCCAGGGUAGGGGAGGGAUGUAGCUCAGUUGAUAGAGCAUGGCGUUUGCAACGCCAGGGUUGUGGGUUCGAUUCCCAUGGGGGGCCAGUAUAAAAAAAAUAUUUAAAAAAUAAAAGGUAUUCACUAACUGUAAGUCGCUCUGGAUAAGAGCGUCUGCUAAAUGACUAAAAUGUAAAUGUAAAAUGUAAGAUGGCUACAAGAUAGUGCAUAAGUCUUUACAUGAAGAUCAAAUGUUUGUCAGAACUUCUACCAAUCACUGUUGCUUGGUGGUGGUGGUGUUUUUAGCUUUACGACUUUGAGGAAAUUCUCUUCACACCCUUUUAUCUGGUGGAAUAUUGUUUUCUUUCCUAAAUGUUUUUUAAGUUUUGAAAUGUUAACUAAGAACAUAGGCAGUAUUAUAUACAGUUUAUGAUGCAAAAUAAAAUGGUUUCACUCUCCCUAUCUUUUUUACUCACAGAUGAAAUACCUGUGAUUGAGAGUAAACCUAACACCCUUUCAAUUGCAUUGGGCACAACAUUGAUGGUGGCUAUGAUCAUUGCAGUUACCAUCUUCGUGUAUCGCAGACAUAAAGGUAACACACACUUAACUGUUCUUCAGUUCUUAAUUGAUUUUCACAAAUGUUUAGUUUCCACUGUUUCAUGUUGCCGGUGAUAGACAGCCUAGAGAGGAAGUAUGUACUUUAUCCUCUAAAGGUGUAGCUGAUGUUGAAGCCAGAAUGAUCUCAUACAAAGUUAGUAUGAGACAGGAUUUUAUUUGGGGAAUCUCAUGACAAUGACUCAGCAUGUGAGCAUGAGUGUGCAUGUGAGCAUGAGUGUGCGCUUUCUAAACUGCCACGUGUGGAAACACCCCCACAGACACCAAGUUUGUUUUUGUGUCAGGGGGAUUUCACAUGUUGUAAAUCAUAAUAAUAAAUUACAUUGGUAAAGCACUUUUCAUUAAACAGGAAUAAUCUCAAAGUGCAUAAAAUAAAGUAAAAAAAUAAAACAUGUUUAUAAAACUAAACAAAUAUAUCUAACCAUAUCAUGAAAGCAACAAUCAAAGUCUAGGAGUAAUGGCAGCCAGCCGAUAGAGUUGAGUCUUAAGGCCUGCUUUAAAAGUCCCGACAGUCUGUUAUAGACCUAGUCAUUUCUUAUUUUUAGAAAAGUCCCCGCAUCACAGGAGGUUGGUGGUACCUUUAUUGUGGAGGACGGGCUUGUGGUAAGGAACAAUAAAAACGGGAUCCUUGGGACGUCCCAACUCUGACGUCACCACAUUUAAGUUUACAUUUUAAAUGGUUAAGGUAAGGGUUAAGGCAGGGUUACCCAACCCUCUCCUUGGGCCCCCCCAGACUUUUCACAUUUUUGUUUUAACCCUAAACUGACACACCUGAUUAAAUUAGGAUCCCAGAUAACACUAAUCCUCGUUGUAAUGGCUGGAAUGGAAGAGUAUGGUAUCAAAUACAUGGUUACUAUUAUUAUGAGCCAUCCUUUCCCUCAGCAGCCUCCUAUGGUUUAUACUUACAGUAUUACUGCAAUAGCAUUUUGAGAAGUCAGUGUGUUAAAAACAAAAGUGCUAGAAAAAGGAAAGUCCCAAAAUACCUUUGACAGUAAGUGUUAGACAGUUUCAAAUGAUGUUACUAUUUUCUAACAAUAACAUUAAUAGGUUCAGCAGAACAUCUCAUGGAACAUUCUGACUGUAAACUGUAACCUGCUUUUAUGUUCUGUUCACAGGGAGGCCCAGGGUUUCCAGGACCCCCCAAGUACUAACACCCUCCUGGGCUCAGCAGAGACGUGUCCUCUGACCUGGACCCCUUUCGGCAGCGCCAACUGGUCC
This is a messenger RNA of Coregonus sp. 'balchen', 4745 nucleotides long. The record is from the annotation of a GenBank genome assembly. Lineage: Eukaryota; Metazoa; Chordata; Actinopteri; Salmoniformes; Salmonidae.